Messenger RNA from Plasmodium malariae, 2580 nucleotides. RefSeq names its product RNA-binding protein, putative. The transcript is spliced from 4 exons. Lineage: Eukaryota; Apicomplexa; Aconoidasida; Haemosporida; Plasmodiidae. Gene Ontology annotation, molecular function: RNA binding. The coding region runs from base 1 to 2580 and encodes 859 amino acids. The record is from RefSeq and is a predicted model, not a curated record.
AUGACUGAUGUACAAAUACAAAAUCAAACUAGUAACUUCAACACUAGUAAAAAAGAAUUUGAGAAUAGAUAUGAUGAUAAAGCGUUAAGGAUUUUAUGCGUAAAAAACAUACCAAAAGAGACAAAAGAAAAUGAACUCUUGGAUUUAUUUAAACCUUUUGGUACUAUAGAAAGUAUUAAUCUUAAAGUGAAUAAAAAUGUUGGACCUUACGCAAUUUAUGCUCAUGUUCUUUUUAGUGCUCCUGAGGAGGCUAAAAGGUGUCUAAAGCAAAUGAAUGGAAAAAUUUUAAAAGGGAGAGCUUUAAGAAUAGAUUUUAAAAGGUAUAACAACAAAUUAGAUGAUGAUGAGAACAGCAAUUUUAAAAAUUACAACAAUAAUAAUAAUAGUAAUAAUAACAAUAAUAAUAAUGGAAAUGGCAAUAAUAAUAAAUACCAUAGAAAAAUAAAUAGAAACAAUCAAUUCUAUAAUAACAGACAUACCAACAAUAAUAAGCGACCUCCAAGGAAUGAUGGCCCAUUAACGGACGAUAAUAACAAUCUUCAUGAUACAGAAACAAAAAAUUUUAGGGAUUAUGAGCAGGUGAACAAGAGGCCUCGAAUGGGUAAUACAAACGAGAAUACAAAUUUUAUAAAUGCUAGUAAUCUAAAUAAUGACUUUGAUUUUAAUAAAUUACUAAAAGAUUAUGGUGAUCGACAACUUUUAAAUAAUUUUAACAGUGAUGAUAAAAAUAAUGAAGUAGAACAAAUUAUACAAACAUUAAUUAAAGACAUGAUGAAUAAACCCGCAAGAAUAAAAUUAUAUUUAUGCGACCACCUAAGGCAGUGUGCGCAACAUGUUUUUAAUAGACCAGUUGUAAGUUUAAACUUAAAUAAUGACUAUAUUAAGAAUUUUAAUGCUGUUAAUAGUACUAGUAAUGUGAACAAUGUUAGCAGUGUAAGUAGUAUUAGCAAUAUUAACAGUAUUAGUAGUGUUAACAAUAUAAGCAGUGUUAACAGUGUUAGCAAUAUUAACAGUAUCAAUAGUGGUUCCUCCUUUAUUCCAUUUAAUCAGCAAGAACAGCAAAAUAUUAUAUCUAAUUUAAAUAACUACGUAAAUAUAAAGGAGCCGAAUUUGCAAAACAUGAAUAAUGAUAUGUACAACGUACAAAUGACAACCAUACGUAAUAGCGCCAAUAUACCAAACAGCUGUGGUACAGUAACAAAUAAUGAUUUUUUAUUAUGUAAUAAUAGUAAUAUGGAUAGUGGAAGCACUAUGAAUAAUGGUAAUAAUAUGAAUAAUAGUAGUAAUGUGAAUAAUAGUAUUAAUAUAAAUAGUGGUAAUAAUAUGAAUAGUGGUAAUAAUAUGAAUAGUGGUAAUAAUAUGAAUAGUGGUAAUAAUAUGAAUAGUGGUAAUAAUAUGAAUAGUGGUAAUAAUAUGAAUAGUGGUAAUAAUAUGAAUAGUGGUAAUAAUAAUAAUAGUAGUAACACGAAAAGUGUUAUAUGGAAGGGCAUUCUAGAAAUGAGAAAUAAAGAAAAUUUAAAAGUAAUAGGAUAUGCAUUAAAUGGUAAUGUGAAUGCAUUUUUAAAUAAUAAUAUUAAAAACAUUGUUAUAAAUCAUAGGAAAAAAAUGAAGAAUUUACCUAAAAUGGAAGCUGCAUACUAUUUUGAAAUUGAAAAUAAAGCAGAUGAAAAUAUAUUUGAAUCAUAUAAAAAUUAUUUUAAUAGUAAAGAUAGAGUCGGUUUAGCAUCAACAGAUAAUAAUUGGCAUAUAUAUAUUAUAUUUCCAGGUAGUCCAAUAUUUAAUGAAUUUUGUAGUAAGAAUAUUAAUAAUAACAAUUUAAAUAAUAUUUUUAUUGGAGUUGUUUGUUAUAACCCUCAAAUUUUAGAUAAAAAAAACUCAUUUCCUUUGAUGACACAAAAUGCAAAUAAUAGUAUGAACAAUUUAAAUUCAAAUAAUAAGACAAAUGUAAAUUACAAUAAUAAUUUGAAUAAAAAUAUGAAUAAUUCUAAUUUUAAACAUAAGAAUAAUUUUAUGAAUUCUGCAAAUAAUUUUGAAAAUAAUAAGAAUAUUAAUUCGUAUAACAAUAUGAUGAUAAAAGAAAAAGGAAAUAACAUGAUGAAUGUAGCAAACUCUCAUAUUCAGAACAGUGCAUUAAAUUUAAAUAGUAAUAUGAUGAAAAGUACUCGAAAUAAUAACGCAAUUAAUUCUAAUUAUAUCAGUAAUAUCAAUGCUGCUACUACGACUAUUAAUAGUACCAUGGCUACUACUUCAACUACUACUGCUACUGCUACUGCUACUGCUACUGCUACUACUACUACGAAUAAUAAUAAUAAUAAUAAUAAUAAUAAUAAUAAUAACAAUAAUAAUAACAGUAAUAAUAACAAUAACAAUAUUGACAAUAAAGCUGAUUUUCCAUGUGUUUUGGGUAACCAAAAUAUUCAAAAAAAUAAUUCUCAAAAUAGUAUCCUUGUUCCAGCACAUCAAACAAAUGAUACAUUCAAAAAUUCAAAUGAAGGAAAUGAAAAGGAGGAAAACAAAAGUGAAAUACCAAAUUGGCUCAAUCAAUUUAGUUCGUUGGCCGCAUAUCUUGUCAAAAAAUAA